This is a messenger RNA of Miscanthus lutarioriparius, 1353 nucleotides long. The record is from the annotation of a GenBank genome assembly. NCBI's taxonomy places the organism in Eukaryota, Viridiplantae, Streptophyta, Magnoliopsida, Poales, Poaceae.
AUGGCGUUCGAGGUCGCCGGCGACGGCCGCAUCUGGCUGCCCGUCCCCAUCUCCCUGCUCCUCCUCUCCGCGUCUCCCGCCAACGCGUCCGGAGCGGCCUCCCCGCUCCUGGCAGGCCCCGUUGCUGGCCUCGUGCUGGACCUCAUCCUCGUCGGCCUCGUCAAGGUCGCCGUCCGCCGCCCGCGCCCGGCCUACAACGCCAAGGACAUGUACGUCGCCGUCGCCGCCGACCACUGGUCUUUCCCCAGCGGCCACUCCUCCCGCGCCUUCCUCGUCGCUUCCUUCCUCGCCGCCGGCGGCUUCCGUCCCCGUGAGGCGCUGUUCCUCUGGGCCACCGCGACGUCGGCGUCCAGGGUGCUCCUUGGCCGGCACUACGUCCUCGACGUUGUCGCUGGGGCGUGCCUCGGCGUGUUCGAGGCCUGGCUCAGCAACUUGCUCUUGGGAUUCAUGUGCGCUCAAAGCACCUUCCUUAUUCUUGGUUGUCGAGAGGAAAGGAUAGAGAAAGCGGGGCACUCAAUUUCCCCUCCUGAUCCUUGUUUCUUGAUCGCCGCCAUGAGUAACACGCUGCUUCGGGUCCACCCUUCCGACUUGAAGAUGCCAUUCGAGCCUAAGAAGCACAAUUCAGCAUGUCUUGAGCUCAUCAACAAGACCGAUCAGUGGGUGGCUUUCAAGGUCAAGACGACGAACCCAAGGAAGUACGCGGUGCGGCCUGCCUCCGGUGUCGUUCCGCCCAGGGGAUCCUGCAGCAUCACAAUUACGAUGCAAGCGCCCAAGGAGAUCCCCCCGGAUUACCACUGCAAGGACAAGUUUCUUGUUCAGAGCAUUGCCGCGGAGGAGGGGACGACGCAGAAGGACAUUGUCCCUGGCAUGUUCAGUAAAGCACCAGGCAAGUUAGUUGAGGAGUUCAAGGUGAGGGUGGUCUAUGUCCCUGCCAAUCCUCCCUCACCAGUGCCUGAGGAAACAGAGGAAGAGGAUGGAUCUCUUGAUUCAGAUGUGGACCAUGAAGUGGGGAGACCAUCGACGUCCAACUCUGCAACAGGACAAGGGCAUACAUGUAGACCACAAGCUUCAGAUGAUGAGGAUGACUCUGCAUCCAAGUUAGAACUGGAAAGUAGAUAUGCAGAGGAAAACAAGAAGAUUCAGAAAGAGCUGACAGGACCUUUUCAGGAUGACUCUGUAUCCAAGUUAGAAUUGGAAAGUAGAUAUGCAGAGGAAAACAAGAAGAUUCAGAAAGAGCUGGAUCUCCUCCGGAAAACAAAGGCAUCUGCUGGCGGCUUCUCAGCGACGUUUGUGCUGCUUGUCUUCUUGUUAGCUUCACUUCUGGGAUACCUGAUGUUCGGAAGCAAAGCUUAG